Molecule: messenger RNA, 882 nt
Organism: Marmota flaviventris (yellow-bellied marmot)
Lineage: Eukaryota; Metazoa; Chordata; Mammalia; Rodentia; Sciuridae
Gene: Clec4g
Product: C-type lectin domain family 4 member G
Source: RefSeq, a predicted model, not a curated record
AUGGACAAUGCUGGAUACAGCAAGUGGGGCGGCGGGUCCCAGGACCUCCCUGGAGGGCACUGGGGACGCUGGGAGCACUGCAAGCAACGAUUUUUCUUCCUGGCCCUGGUUCUCCUGGUGGCCACAAUCCUAUGGGCUUUCAUUCUGAGCAUUCUGUUGUCCAAGGCCUCUGUGGAGCGCCGGGCGCUGGUGGGCCAACAGGACCUGCUGGAGACGAAUGCCUCGGAACAGACAGUGGUGCUGGGUGCCUUGAAGGAGGAGGUCGGAGCCUGCAACAGCUGCUGCUUGGGGACCAAGGCGAAACUGCAGACCACUCUCACUGAGCUUGGGGAGACCCAGGCAAAAGUGCUCCAGCAGGAGAGCGCCCUGAAAGAACUGCAGGAGCGCGUGACCCAGGGCUUGGCUGAAGCCGGCAGGGACCGAGAGAACGUCCGCACUGAACUGUUCCGGGUGCUGGAGGGCAUCAAGUUCCAGAACGGUUCCUGUGAGCCGUGCCCCAAGUCCUGGCUGACCUUCCAGGGCUCUUGUUACUUUUUCUCGGAGCCACCCAGCUCGUGGGAGGCGUCGCUGCGCCUCUGUGCAAACCUAAGCGCUCACCUGGUGAUCAUCGGGGGCCUGGAGGAGCAGGGCUUCCUGAAUCUGCACACUCGCGGCCUGGGCUACUGGCUGGGCCUGAGGGCUGUGCGUCACUCUGGCAAGGUUCAGAGCUACAAGUGGAUCGAUGGAGUCCCGCUCAGCUUCAGCCACUGGAACACGGGAGAGCCCAAUGACUCAAGGAGGCAAGAAGACUGUGUCAUGAUGCUGCACUCGGGGCUGUGGAACGACGCACAAUGCAGCAGUAAAAUGGACGGCUGCAUCUGUGAGAAGAGGCGCAGCUGCUGA